CCUCUCUCUCUCCCUCUCUCUCUCUCUCUCUCUCUCUCUCUCUACACACACACUCAUGCUCACACAUUUCCUCUCCAUCAGAACCGUGCAGCAGCCUCAGAGAUGGAGAGCUGCUAGAAGUGCCUCAGUCUCCGCAGCAGCAGCGGCCGCUCUCCCUCGUCGUUCCGGUGGAUGUUGGAUGUACCAUGAGGUCUUCGCGGCUCUGGGCAGCUCUGUGCCUCCUCCUCACGGCCUCCUGCCGUCUCUGCGCGGCCGGCCGACAUGGUUGUUUGUUUGAAAAGAAUCUCUGUCCGAGAGAUCAGCUGUGCAACGACGACGGUUUGUUCGGACAGUGCCAGGCUCCUCGCCAGGAGCCCGUCCAGUACCAGGUGUCUGUCCCCGUCCUGCACAGACUGCAGGAAGUCCUCAAAGACCUGAUGGUGCAAGGUCUGACCUGGAAAGACGACGUCACCCAGGCGAUCAUCGGCCGAGAGUUGAGCCGCGUCCCCACGGUCGGCUCCAAACCUCAUGAGAAGUCGCCAAACCAGUUGUCCAGACUGUCGGGCCCCACUCAGCGGAGGGUCCAGGGCCCAAAGGAUCCAGCUGACCCUGAGAUGAUGCAGCAGUACGGACAGGACUACAUGAUCCUGGACCCGUCCCGGUCCGCCGUCCACAUGCAGACGCCCCUGCUGGACCCUUACACCUACAACCAGCAGCAGUACGGCUACCAGGAGGAGGAGGAGCGCUCGCUCAACUCUCUGGACGAUAACCCAGCCUUCCCGCUGCUCGCCACGCCCGCUCGCUCCAGAUCCCGAGGAAACCCUUUGGACAGAGACAGACAGCUCCUCCAGGACCUGCUGUCCUUUUACCUCACCUCCCCUUCCUCUUCCUCUUCUUCUUCCUCUUCCUCCCCUGUGCAGUCCCUGUCCCGCCACAGAGGGGCGGUAGCAGCCGCAGCAGCUGCAGGAUUUCCCUCUUCACUGUCCGCCUCUUCCUCCUCUUCCUCCUCUUUCUUCCCGGAGCUUGACUUCCCGCUGGACUACGGCGAGGACUACGUUUCCCAGGUGGCUCGGCUCAGCAAGCAGCAGCAGCAGCAGCAGCAGGAGCAGCAGGAGCAGGAGCAGGCGGUGAAGAAGGCGCAGGAAGAGUACGACGCGCUGUCCGGACUGGAUGAGCGCUCUCUGCAGAGGCUGGCUCUGCUGCUGGAUCACUACGGCCUGGACGUGAAGGACUUGUCCCCCGAGCAGAAAGACGACCUGCCGGCCGCCAUCAAGCAGCUGCAGCUGGACAGCUCCUACGCCCACAAACUAACCAAAGAGGAAUAUGGGAAGAAUGCUGCCACAGGAAAGAAGGUCACAGAGGGUUCAAUGGCGUAUAAGAUGACGGCCCCCGAGGCUCCGCCCUCCACCAACAAGCCCCCCAAACCUGGAGGAGCCCCGAAAGACUCGACCCCCGCUGUCGCAGCCAACAGGGACAAUCCGAGGAAAGGCGAAGUGGCGGCCCAGGCCGAGGAGUACGGCUACAUCGUCACCAAUCAGAGCCCCCUUGUACUGAACGACGGUGUGCGAGUGCUGCAGCUGCUGUCGGAGAGGAUUGGCCUCUCCACCGGCUCCUUCAUCAACAUCAGCGUUGUGGGACCUGCGAUCACCUUCAGGAUCAGACCCAACUCCAAGAACCUGACGGCUGCAGAUGUGGCAGAGAAAGCCAUUGCAGAGAAGAACUUCCUGGAGUCUGAGACGGGCCUGAAGGUGCUGCAGAGCGGCGUGGGAGAGAGGAAUGAUGGGAAGUCGAUGCCCCUGGCGACCCGCAUCCAGCCCAGCGGCUCCCGCGCGGUCUUCGCCACGCUGGUGGCCAUGGCCUGCAUCGGCAGCAUCCUGGUGGCGGCCAUGACCGUCGCCUGCCUGCGACACCACGCCCACCGUCUGGCAGUCAAGAAGCUGGGUCUGGGACCAGAGGGGGGCACUUUCAACCACCAGGAGUACCAGGACCUGUGUCGCCAGCACAUGGCGUCCAAAGGAGCCUUUGGGCGUCUGGAAGCAGCUGCCCUCGGCGCCGUGGGGGGAGCGAGCGGAGGAGGAGGUGCGGGAGCAGGAGGAGGUGCUGGCGCGGGAGUUGGAGGAGCAGCAGGAGGCGGGGGAGCCGACUCGAGGGUGAGCAGCGUGUCGUCCCAGUUCAGCGACGGAGCCCAGCCCAGUCCCAGCUCCCACAGCAGCACGCCGUCGUGGUGCGAGGAGCCGGCCCAGGCCAACAUGGACAUCUCCACCGGACACAUGAUACUGGCCUACAUGGAGGACCACCUGAGGAACAAGGACCGCCUGAUGAAGGAGUGGGAGGCUCUGUGCUCCUACCAGGCCGAGCCCAGCACCGUCUCUGUGGCUCAGAGCGACGCCAACGCCAAGAAGAACCGCUGCCCUGACUCUGUCCCCUAUGACCACUCGAGGGUGAAGCUGAAAGCGGAGGUCAACCCUUCACGCUCCGACUACAUCAACGCCAGCACCAUAAUUGAGCACGACCCCCGGAUGCCGGCCUACAUCGCCACCCAAGGGCCGCUGUCACACACCAUCUCCGACUUCUGGCAGAUGGUGUGGGAGAACGGCUGCACCGUGAUUGUGAUGAUGACCGCUCUGGUGGAGGACGGAGAGAAGCAGUGCGACCGCUACUGGCCCGACGAGGGAUCGUCCCUCUACCACAUCUACGAGGUGAACCUGGUGUCGGAGCACAUCUGGUGUAACGACUUCCUGGUGCGAAGCUUCUACCUGAAGAACGUGCAGACGCAGGAGACCCGGACGCUCACCCAGUUCCACUUCCUCAGCUGGCCGGCGCAGGGCAUCCCCACCUCCACACGCCCGCUGCUGGACUUCCGCAGGAAGGUGAAUAAGUGCUACCGAGGACGCUCCUGCCCCAUCAUCGUGCACUGCAGUGACGGUACCGGCCGCUCUGGCACUUACAUCCUGAUCGACAUGGUCCUCAACCGUAUGGCUAAAGGGGUGAAAGAGAUCGACAUCGCUGCGACGCUGGAGCACGUCCGAGACCAGCGGCCCGGGAUGGUCCGCACCAAGGACCAGUUUGAGUUUGCCCUGACAGCCGUUGCUGAGGAGGUCAACGCCAUCCUCAAAGCUCUGCCCCAGUGAAAGCAGUCCUGGCUGACGGACCCCCUGCCUGCCGACA
Messenger RNA from Perca fluviatilis (European perch), 3147 nucleotides. RefSeq names its product receptor-type tyrosine-protein phosphatase-like N. The transcript has 23 exons. The record is from RefSeq and is a predicted model, not a curated record. Lineage: Eukaryota; Metazoa; Chordata; Actinopteri; Perciformes; Percidae. Gene Ontology annotation, cellular component: secretory granule. Gene Ontology annotation, biological process: protein dephosphorylation. Gene Ontology annotation, molecular function: protein tyrosine phosphatase activity. The coding region runs from base 186 to 3110 and encodes 974 amino acids.